AUGACUCCUCCCUCCGCUCCGAGCCACCCAGCGCAGCCUUCAGCCAAACCGAACCCCUACGCGAGCCCCGACUUCACGAUCUCGAGCGCCCGCAACCUUGAGUAUCCGUACGAGAUUUGGUACUUUUUCGCAGGCUGCAUCGCGCUCCUCACCCUCGUCAACAUCACUUCGGCGCUCGUCCAUCGUCUGCGUCGCAGGAAUGGAGUCCCUCCCAGUCCUCCCACUGCGUUCAUGCGUCUCCCCGCCGCUUUGACGUACGUUUUCCGUCGCGUGGCAAUUUACUCGACGGUCUCGUUCGGCGGAUACUCGCUCGAUGUGGCGGAGCUUUUCAUGGCGGUUGGGUAUAUCGGGGUGAUCUUCACUUGGGCGUUCGUGAACACGACAAGUCAGAAGGGCCAACAGCUGCAAUUCUACUAUUGGACGAACCGCGCAGCCUACAUCGUGUCGACACAGUUUCCGAUGGUCGUCGCACUGGGAAUGAGGAAUAACAUCAUCGGAUAUCUGACGGGUAUCUCGUUGGAUAAGCUUAACCUUCUGCAUCGGGUGGCCGCGCGCGCCUUGUGUGUGCUGAUCUGGGUUCACGGUGGCUCACAGAUGCAUGCGGCUAUUCAAGGACACUAUAUGACGUCGCUCCUGCAGCUGUGGUGGGUGCGGUGGGGUAUCACCGCUGUCACUGCAUUUACCCUGCUCUGCACGUUCUCCGUGCGUCCGAUCCGGCAACGCGCCUACGAGACGUUCCUUAUUGGCCAUUUACUUGGUGUUUUGUUCUUGCUCGUCGGGGCGUAUCACCACACUAAGGGCAAGCAACAGUCCAUGUAUAUUUGGCCCUCCUUCGUCAUCUGGGCCUUCGACCGUGCCCUGCGCUUCAUCCGCACGUUCAUCGUCAAUAGCGGGUACACCUAUCUGCUCGGCAAAUCCGCCGCCCAGUCGGACAUUCUCGACGCCACGGUCGACGUCAUCUCUCCACACCUUCUGCGCGUCUCGAUCAUGCUCCCCAGCCGCGCCAGCUGGCGCCCCGCCCAAAUUGCAUACCUCGCGAUCCCAAACGUCAGCCAGACACCUUGGGAGGCGCACCCGUUUUCCAUCGCGAGUCUCGGCGACGGUGCGCAGGAUCAGGCGUCGAUCGGCGGGGGGUCAAGUAACUCGGGAUUGGAGAAACAGCGCUCAUUCACAGAAGCCAACGCCUUGUCUUCAGCCUCGUCGUCGUCGUCGGUGCAGAAGCAGAGGUCCAUGCGUGAGAUGGUGUUCCUGAUCCGUGUCCAUCGCGGCUUCACACGCCGACUUCUCGACGCGGCGCUCGCUGCGAAGGGCCCGGCCAGAUUUGGGGCGCUGGUGGAUGGCCCCUACUGCACGCCGCCCAGUGCACUGGGGUACGCGUCGUUACUGCUCCUUGCAGGCGGCUCGGGCGUCUCGUUCACGCUUCCGCUCCUCCUCGAUCUCCUUCGAGCCGCAUGCGCGAAGACCAAUCUGUGUUGUACACGCGUAGUGUUUGUUUGGUCCGUGCGCGAGUCUGGUGCGUCCUUCCCUCCCGCUUCCUUCCUUGCACCCGCAUCUCAGGCCUUCCACAGACCAGAUCCCCGCGAUAUCACCCCUCCUGUUCCCGGCACUCAUAUCCAACCCGGGCUCGACGUCGACAUUCGUAUCCAUGUCACGCAGAGCAGGGAGGACACCGACGGUGCGGUGGACGACGACUUGGAGACACCGACCGGCCCAGAGGAAUCAGACACCGAUCUGGCGCGCCUGCAGCGCUUCGCGUGUGUGCGCGUUCAGCGGGGACGGCCGGACAUCGACGAGCUGCUUGCCAGUGAGAUCGCCGCGGUAGGCGGUGGGUCGAUGGCUGUGAAUGGAAACGAUCAGCCUACUCAUACCCAGCCCUCCGCUCACACUCAAAUUCUCCUACAACCGACUCGAUUAUCGAAAUCGGCUCACCGUCGAAGCAUCAUCAUCGAAAUUCCCGACUCCAUCGAACGCCCCGACAUCAUCGAACUCGACAUGGAGAUCGCCGUGUGUUCCCGACCCGCUGCAGCCGCAAAGGCCGAUCGGAUCACACCGGGGCAUCUUCGACCGUUCGAGAGUUCCUCUGGCUCUUGCAUCUGGACACGUACGAACCCGACUAAGCGAUCGUUUAUAAGGCACUCUGCCGCGACUGGAUAUGCCACCAUCGCCAGCAGCCAUCGGUGCACUUCCAGCUCAACUCACAAUCGUACUCACACUGCAACCCACCCACAUACAUCUGCAAUGUCGUGCUCUUCUGUGAUGGCGUAUUACGGCUACUUCUCUCCUCAUCAGACUUCCCCACCUGCCCGUGACACAUAUCAACCCCCAGUCUCAACCCCAAGCAACGAGAUUCCGGCAGCAGAAAAAUCUCCCAAGAGAGACUCAACCUCAUUGCGUCGUGUUGUCCAAAAAAUACUUCAUCCGCGCCGAGGUAGCUCGAUUCGCUCCGAAUUAUCACGCAGCAGCUCGCAGUCGAGUGUCUCGGACGCGGAGGCAGAAACGGCCUAAACAUGAUGACGAUCUAUCUCCCGGCCUAGACUGUAUCCUUAUUCAGACUCAAUGUAUUUUUAUAUCGAAUCACUAUCAGCUCUUCGUUUUCA
This is a messenger RNA of Mycena citricolor, 2597 nucleotides long. The record is from the annotation of a GenBank genome assembly. NCBI's taxonomy places the organism in Eukaryota, Fungi, Basidiomycota, Agaricomycetes, Agaricales, Mycenaceae.